CAUUCUGUGGUCACCUGCAUAUCCGGAGCUUACCUGGGCACGGCAUGACAUCUUUAUUGAUAAAAGUGAUGACGUUCAUUUCAACUCGCACCUGGAGAACCUUAAUAUCUCGACGAUCUUCAUCAAGCACAGACGUCCAAACAGUGACUGUCGCCCCGAAUGGAAGCGAUCUUGCACUGCAAUGACCUCAAGUGCCGGGCGCUCUGCCCUGACCAGGCAGUAGUCACGACAUGUUGUCACGUCUUCUGCCUGUCAUGCGCAGAUCGUCUCGGUCUGACCGCACCACGAGACGGACAACGAAAAUGUCCUGCCUGCAAGGCGACUCUCGAUAGUCCUGAUGAUGCUGUGCUCGCCUCAUUGAACCCUACCGAAGACUACAAAACCAGCAUCCUCUCCGGCUUGAACCCAACCAUCAUCAUGGAAAUUGCAGGACGUGGACUGGGAUUCUGGAACUAUCAGAUGGCACAAGAGAUCACAUACCAGGAUUAUCUUGCAAAGAGCUUGACGGAGCGCUACCACGACCUCAGUGCUCACCUGGACAACACGAUCAAAGGCGCCGACAAUGAGAUGAAGGGGCUGGAGCUCAAGCUUCGAGAUGCUCAAGAGGAAUUGUUCGAGAUGCGCCAGAAGCACGAAAAGCUGAUCGAAGCCUACAAAGAGAAGUCAAAGAAUCAGCAGCAAACACAGAAGCUGUACCAAACGCUCAAGCAACAACAAUUCGCUGCUGGUAUAGAGCUAGCCGCAGACACCGACGCGGGACAUGUCUUGCAUGAGAAUGGUGGCGGACGUCGUGCAGAUUCCGGGUCGGACACGCAUUUGCGUAAUUACCAUCACGACGAACAACGACCACGAGCAGGAGCAAGUGACAUUUGGCCCACGAUUUCCAAGGCUGGCGGGAAUAGAUCUGGCAUGGAGAGCUCCCAUGCCAUGUUCAACCAGGGAGGUAGCGGUGCUCGAAGUCGUCCCAUGCAGCCGGCAUACGGCAACUUCAGUCAAAGCAACAUGGGACAAAGCGUGCAAGGGAACGAUGGCUUGAGGCGAGGCACGCCUCUCCGAGGAUCAUUCGCCGCCAUCCAGCCAACUCAGUUCAGCAACAGCAUCUCAUCCUUUGGUGUGCCGGGCAUUCGUAAGACAAGACUGUCACAGGAACCCAUCGCCGGGCGCACGCGAGCGUCUGUUGCAAGGCAAUCGCAGGUGCCAGGAAUGCGAAUGCGCUGAAGAUGGGAUUUGGAAAUGAUCGGAAAUCUCAUGUGAGAUCCCAGCAUACAUCUCAGUUCACU
Messenger RNA from Dissoconium aciculare CBS 342.82, 1280 nucleotides. RefSeq lists its product as uncharacterized. Gene Ontology annotation, biological process: reciprocal meiotic recombination. The transcript is spliced from 5 exons. Gene Ontology annotation, molecular function: ubiquitin protein ligase activity. Gene Ontology annotation, cellular component: synaptonemal complex. The coding region runs from base 160 to 1218 and encodes 352 amino acids. NCBI's taxonomy places the organism in Eukaryota, Fungi, Ascomycota, Dothideomycetes, Mycosphaerellales, Dissoconiaceae. The record is from RefSeq and is a predicted model, not a curated record.